Naegleria fowleri is the source of this 654-nucleotide messenger RNA. RefSeq lists its product as uncharacterized. The record is from RefSeq and is a predicted model, not a curated record. The transcript has a single exon. Bases 1 to 654 code for a protein of 217 amino acids. Gene Ontology annotation, molecular function: metal ion binding; RNA binding. NCBI's taxonomy places the organism in Eukaryota, Heterolobosea, Eutetramitea, Acrasida, Naegleriidae.
AUGAUUCGUUUGGAAGACUGUUUGGAUCUCAAAUUUAAUUUCGAGAAACAGAUUGAUUUGGCCGAUGAAGCGGAGAUGGCCAAAGAUCAAAAUGUGUGUAAAUUCUAUCUCAAAGGACAAUGUAGAAAAGGAAAAGAUUGCCAGUAUAAACACAUACAACGACAAACAUCAAAGGAAAAGGAAGUUGUUUGCAAACACUGGCUCCGAGGUCUCUGUAAAAAAGGAGAUGGAUGCGAAUUUCUUCAUCAAUACAAGGCUGGAAAGAUGCCAGAAUGUUGGUUCUUUUCCGAAUAUGGAGAAUGUAGUAAUCUUGAGUGUAUUUUCUUGCAUAUAAAACCCGAAGAUAGGAUCAAGAAUUGCCCAUGGUAUGAAAAAGGUUUUUGCAAACAUGGUCCUAAUUGUAGAUUGAAGCAUAUUAGAAAGAUUGCUUGUCCUGAUUAUUUAGCUGGAUUUUGUGCAAAAGGACCUAACUGCAAAUUCUCUCAUCCCAAGUUUGAUAUUCGGAGUAAUGAAGCAGAAAACGAUGGUGGCGCAAAAUUCAUAGAAAAACUCAAUGCCGAACGACAAGUGGCAAUGGAAGGAGAAGGAAUGGGCCCGCCUCAUCAUCACCAGGGCGGAGGAGGUGGCCGAGGACGAAGACAACAACACUAUUAA